AUGUGCAAGAUGAUACUACCCAACACGGGCAGCUGGACGCUUUGCGGCGCCGUCCUCCUGUUCGUCCUGCCGCUGAUCCCCACGCCGGAGGCACUGCAGCACACGGAGGAGGGUCUCGAGAUGCUGUUCCGCGAGCGUUCCCAAUCGGACUGGGAGAACGUGUGGCACCAGGAGGCGCACUCCCGCUGCCGGGACAAGCUCGUCCGUCAGCUUUACUGGGCCUGCGAGAAGGACAUUUACCGACUGACGCGGCGCAACAAAAAGAGGACGGGCAACGACGAGGCCUGGAUCAAAAAGAGCUCCACGGACCCUGAUGGCUCCACCUGGCUGCACGUGAACUAUGCCAAUAUGUUCCUGAGAAGUCGCCGAGCGGAUGGUCAUGCCCCAUCGAUCUCGAAUGAGUGCUGCACAAAGGCGGGCUGCACUUGGGAGGAGUACGCCGAGUACUGUCCUUCGAACAAACGACGCAAUCACUAUUGAUUCGCCAGCAACGUGG
Messenger RNA from Drosophila takahashii, 496 nucleotides. It is a transcript of the gene Ilp7, whose product is annotated as Insulin-like peptide 7. Lineage: Eukaryota; Metazoa; Arthropoda; Insecta; Diptera; Drosophilidae. The record is from RefSeq and is a predicted model, not a curated record.